UUUCUCCUCCAAGGAUAGAAUGCUUCCUACAGUUGCCAUCAAAGAGGCCAUGCUCCUGGUAGGGUUGGUGGCGAAAUCAACUACCAAACACGGGCGCGAGUCGUGGUGUGCGAGCAAAUUUGACUCGCAUGCACGGCCUGCGGCACAGGGAACGGUGAGCAGCUACGCCGUGCGGAUUACACCACAACCGACGCUGCCUCGUGGGAAACAUAACCAAACGAAACGCUACUUGGACACGUCGUGAUUCGGCGUUCGGCGUGGACACCGAACAGAAAGUCGUGCACUGUGGAAGUGCAAGGCAAUUUGCGCAAGCUUUGUGGUGAAGUGGAUCCUGGUGCAGAGCACCCCUUCACACACACACACACACACACACCGCAUCCCGGACGCCUGAAAACAAUUGUCCCGAAUGCGAACACUCGCUUUCGAGACAGCAUGCCGAGUAGGGCAGCGUCGAUGCGAAGACAGCGCCCAAGCUGCUUACAUUGGCGACGUCUCAUGGGUCAAAAACGCUCUCGAAGAAUGGCUCGAACUCGGCUGCGCUAGACGGGCCCCAUGCAGUGGUGCCGUGACAAACCGAUGUGACCGAGCAUGCACGGGAACCUAGAUCGUCGCGUCCGUAGGCAAGUCGACGCGUGCGCGAACAGUUGGGAGCAACAUAACACGAUAUUUCCAAGAAGAUACCAGAACCUGUUUCCCACAAUUGCGACCAAAGAAAGAGUGCUCUUUGUCGGGUUGGUGGCCAAAUCAACUACCAAACAUGGUCGCGACUCGUGUGCGAGCAAAUUUGGCUCGCAUGUACGGCCUGCGGCACAGGGAACGGUGUGCAGCUACGCCGUGCGGAUUACACCACAACCGACGCUGCCUCGUGGGAAACAUAACCAAGCGAAACGCUAAUUGGACACGUCGUGAUUCGGCGUGGACACCGAACAGAAAGUCGUGCACUGUGGAAGUGAAAGGCAAUUUGUGCAAGCUUUGUGGUGAAGUGGAUCCUGGUGCAGAGCACCCCUUCAGACACACACACACACACACACAAACAAACACACACACACACACCACAUCCCGGACGCCUGAAAACAAUUGUCCCGAAUGCGAACACUCGCUUUCGAGACAGCAUGCCGGGUAGGGCAGCGUCGAUGCGAAGACAGCGCCCAAGCUGCUUACAUUGGCGACGUCUCAUGGGGCAAAAACGCUCUCGAAGAAUGGCUCGAACUCGGCUGCGCUAGACGGGCCCCAUGCAGUGGUGCCGUGACAAGCCGAUGUGACCGAGCAUGCACGGGAACCUAGAUCGUAACGUCCGUAGGCAAAUCGACGCGUGCGCGAACAGUUGGGAGCAACAUAACACGAUAUUUCCAAGAAGGUACCAGAACCUGUUUCCCACAAUUGCGACCAAAGAAACAAUGCUCUUUGUCGGGUUGGUGGCCAAAUCAACUACAACAAACAUGGGCGCAACUCGUGUGCGAGCAAGUUUGACUCGCAUGUAUGGCCUGCGGCACAAGGAACGGUGUGCAGCUACGCCAUGCCGUUGCGAAACGCUGCUUGGGCAUGCCGUGAUUCAGCAUGUUACCAAAAUUAUCCUUGGUUGCGACGAGCGAGCGCAGACUCCGACGGAGCUGAUACUUAGGAGCGCCCCCGCUCCACGGUAGCGAAACAGUACUCAGUACGUCUUCGAGCCUCGAGAAGGGCGCCUGCCUCGUGUCAGCGACAAGUGCGAGGCGCGCAAGGGGGCGGACAGCGGGAACGCAACGAGCCAACAAGCCCGCCAACGGUCGUCGUGUCUCCAUUCUCCGGCCCCCGUCCUCGACCCCGUGCUCCUCUGCCGCUCCUUGCCCACCCUGAAGAUCCUGGACGGGGGCCGCACUGCCCAUCGUCUUAUUCAACAGACUCCAUGUCCUGCGCUCUGUGUCCUAGACCAUAGACCGCAAGGCCCUACACCGUAACCUCUAGAUUACGCGGGAUGGAUGGGACAGCAGCAGAGACCUUAAGAAAGCGGGGUGUGGCGUCCGGGUGCCCAUCGCCCACCGCGCGGGGCCCAUACCGACGGCUGCUGACCCAGCUGAUCUCGACAAGGGUCAUGCGAACAAGUAUCUUCUUGCCCUGCGACAGUGGGCAAGGGGAGGGGCACCAGUCCAGCUCCAAGGACGCGCAGAGGCAGAGGUUCAGGCGGCGCAUGUACGCCGAGCGCAGCAAGAUGGGGUCCCCCAAGGUGGCCGUGGCCGGAGCGAUCCUAUCCUCGUGCUGGAAGUACGCACAGUGGACGAAGGAGAUGAGCCGUUUUCUCUGGCUGAUUUUCACCAGCGUGAGGAAGCCGUCGUCCUCCUCGGAGAGCCUCAUGUGCGUCUGGAACGCGCCGGUGACACUAUCGAUCUUCCAUGCUGGACUCAACGUAUCCACGCAGGCACUGACGUUGGCGUCCUCGAGGUUCCUAGCGGGCGAGCUGCCAGAAGACAAGGGCGAGGACGAGCGGACUCGCUCGUCUCCCUCGUCACAGGGCAGGCCGUUCGUCAAGAGUGGUCCCGCCUUGCCCUCCUACCUCAGGAGCUCCGCCGCGCGUUCCCCGGCCUGCUGCUCGCGGAUGCCCACGAGAUGGAACUGCUGGCUCUCCUGGAGGAAACCCCACCACGAACACCUCAACCUCCAGAGUGAUUCCAGCGCUACAUGCCGGUCAGAGGUAAAAACAUGAAGUAGGAAGAAGGAUUAAGUUGAUUGGGUCCAGGCCCUCCGAGAGAAGCAUGUCGGUUCUUGAAGAAGGAAGGCGCUUGAAGUAGAUUGGGAUCUGGGAAUCCAAAAAUCCCACCAGCCCUUUGGGCGUGAGUGGUUUAGCGAGCUCUCUCUGUUCUCAACCCCCC
Prorocentrum cordatum is the source of this 2846-nucleotide messenger RNA. Lineage: Eukaryota; Dinophyceae; Prorocentrales; Prorocentraceae. The record is from the annotation of a GenBank genome assembly.